Messenger RNA from Carcharodon carcharias (great white shark), 7011 nucleotides. RefSeq names its product polypeptide N-acetylgalactosaminyltransferase 6-like. The record is from RefSeq and is a predicted model, not a curated record. Gene Ontology annotation, cellular component: Golgi apparatus. Bases 438 to 2303 code for a protein of 621 amino acids. Lineage: Eukaryota; Metazoa; Chordata; Chondrichthyes; Lamniformes; Lamnidae. The transcript is spliced from 12 exons.
UCGAGACGCUGUAGUCUGGUUGGCUGUUCCAUAUAUUUAGCAGUGAGGAGGGGCUCACCCCUGUUACUUUAGAAAUUCAGGAUUAUUUUUAGUUGCCCGCCCUUUUCCAUUCGCUAAAUGCUGGUCUGGUGAAUUGUUCCUAGCACGGUUCCAGGAUUAGGAUAGUCGGAAGUUUUCUGCACUUCCUACAUUUGCUGAUCGUCCUUUCUUCCGCUCGGAUCUAAGCAAGGGGAAUUGACAUUUAAAGGGGAAAUGCCUGUGUCAUUUCCGUGAUGAGUGACACUUCGUUCUCCUCGGUCCCUGCAUUAGAGCUUUGGGGGAAAAAAAUGGAGUGGCCUUCUGCUGUGCAAGCUUCACUAUGAAUAAAACUGAUCAGCUUUAAAGGAAAUCUGGAAACCUCAGCAUUGCUACUAUUUAGUAGCAUUUAACCAGCAACCAUGAGGUUGUUUUUUAGGAAACGCUUUGGUCCAGUCAAACUUGCCAUGGUCAGUAUAAUAUUCAUGAUCUUUAUAUUCAUACUUCAAAGAGAUAUUGUUAAACGAAGCCCAAAGGAUGACUCUUGGUUCAAAGACUUGUCAGGCGGAAAAGACCGUAUGCUGGGAAUUAUGUUUGGUGCAGUGAACAAUAUCCGAGAUUCGAUGCCCAAGUUUCAGAUCAUUGCUCCAGAUCGAGGUCAAGAGCUUGUUGACGACAGCAAGUCCUGUUUACCAGGGUUUUACACCGGAGCAGAACUGAAGAUCUUUCUUCCUCGCCCUCCUGAGGAUCCCAACGCGCCUGGUGCUGAUGCAAAGGCAUUCCAUACGGACAAUCUCACUCCAGAACAACAGGAGGAGAAAACACGUGGCAUUGACAAGCACUGUUUCAAUGCCUACGCCAGUGACCGCAUCUCCUUGCACAGGACCCUUGGACCAGACACACGGCCUCCAGAGUGUAUUGAACAAAGAUUCAAGCGUUGCCCUCCUCUACCUUCAACUAGUGUGAUUAUAGUAUUCCACAAUGAGGCCUGGUCCACUUUGCUGAGGACAGUGUACAGUGUGAUGCAUAGCUCUCCAGCCAUACUCCUAAAGGAGAUCCUAUUAGUGGAUGAUGCCAGCACAGAUGACUAUUUAAAAGAACAGCUGGAUGAAUAUGUAAAGCAGUUCCGGAUAGUGAAGGUUGUCCGACAACUGGAAAGGACGGGAUUGAUAACUGCAAGAAUCUUGGGGGCUCGUGAGGCCACUGGAGAAGUGCUGACCUUUCUUGACGCUCACUGUGAGUGCUUCAAUGGCUGGCUGGAACCUUUACUGGGAAGAAUAGCUGAAAAUUACACUGCCGUGGUAAGCCCUGACAUCACUACCAUUGAUCUCAAUACCUUUGAGGUAACCAAACCUGUCCGGUAUGGAAGGCAGCACAAUCGGGGUAAUUUUGACUGGAGUUUGUCAUUUGGCUGGGAGGCCAUUCCAGCUCAUGAGAUAGAAAGAAGAAAAGAUGAAACCUAUCCCAUCAAGACUCCCACGUUUGCCGGUGGCCUCUUUGCGAUCUCCAAAGCUUACUUUGAACUGAUUGGAACAUACGACAACCAGAUGGAAAUAUGGGGAGGAGAGAAUGUGGAAAUGUCAUUCAGGGUCUGGCAAUGUGGUGGGCAGUUGGAAAUCAUUCCCUGCUCGGUGGUGGGCCAUGUGUUCCGUACCAAGAGCCCUCACAGCUUCCCGAAAGGUGUGCAGGUAAUUGCCCGCAACCAAGUGCGCCUGGCUGAGGUCUGGAUGGAUGGCUACAAGGAGCUGUUUUACAGGAGGAACCAGCAAGCACAGAAGAUGGCCCAAGAGAAAACUUAUGGAGAUCUUUCUGAAAGGUUUCAGCUGAAGGAGCAUUUAAAAUGCAAGAACUUUACAUGGUAUCUGCAAAAUGUGUAUCCUGAAAUCUUUAUACCUGACUUUUCUCCAGUGCAUUACGGGGCGAUUAAAAACCAGGGAGCAGGAAAUUGCCUGGAUGUUGGGGAAAACAAUCACGGUGGGAAACCUCUGAUAAUGUACCCAUGCCAUGGAAUGGGAGGCAAUCAGUAUUUCGAGUACACAACCCAGUCUGAAAUACGCCACAACAUCGGGAAGCAGUUGUGUCUUCAUGCUGUGUAUGGUCCAGUUCGUUUAGAGCCAUGUAAAUACAAAGGGAAGGAUACACGAGUGCCAGGAGAGGAACGCUGGGAACUUUUAAAUGGCAAUCUAAAAAAUUCUGCCACAAAUCAGUGCUUGACUGCAUCAGGCCAGAACCCAGCCAUAGCCCUGUGCAACUCUGCAGACCCUUACCAGCAGUGGUCUUUCAUCUAGUGCCACCAAGGGAGGAGCUGCCCCUGAGGAAGCAUUCGAAUCGUUCUGAGUGGACAACACUGAAGUGGCCUGAUUUAAAAGCCAGCCUUUCGCUAUUAAACCUUCGUGUGAUUGUGGAUUUUGCCUCUGUCAAGAGCAAAUCACUCAUUCGUGGUCUUUUAAAGAAAUCUCGUGGAUUGAAAGAAUUUCUGCAAUAUUUUUUCAAGUUUGAAAAAUUUUGUCCAAUUUGCUCUGGAAUUGCAGCAGUUAUCCCCUUCUAAGUAUUUUGUAUUUUUAAAAUUUAUCUUCCCCACCGCCCUUUAAAAUUUAUUUUCCUCACCGCCCCUAUCUUUAAAAAAUAAUUUCAUUUGCACUAGAAAGAGUGCAUUAUUAGUUUUCGGGAACCUCCCCAUAUUCAGGAAAACGUAAAUGUCAGAUUUAGCUGGAUUUUGACAUAAAUUGAAUCGGUUCUAUUUACCACUUUUAUUCUGCAUGUGACCCAAAACAGGGCAGUAACAAAGUCUGAUACCAUCUGAGCAAUGCACUUUCAUCUUUUAGGUGGCAAGAAGUGAAUGGGAAUGAAUUGGACUGUCAGCUCAAUGUGGUCCAAUUCAUUUACUUCUGAACCUGUUAAUGGGGAAAAAGGGAGUUGGGAGAUUGUUAUCUGAAAUCAUGUCUUGAUAUUUUCCUUGGCCAAAUGUGGCUGAAAAUUCCUGUUGAGAUUGAAAUUCCUCAAAUUUUGGUGUGGGGAAUUAUUUCAAACAUAAUCAUUCAAAAUUAAUUCAAAUUUGGUGAAGUUCAUUAUCUUUGAAUAGUCUCAACCAUUCCAUGCUGCCUGGCACCUCAAUAAAUUCCUUAAACACCAUGAAAUACUGAGUGCAGCACCAGGAAUAUAAUUAUGUGGGAUUCCUGGUGCUAGAUGCUGCAUAAGUUAAAUAGAGUUUGCUAGUAAAUGGAAAAUGUGCCAGUCAGUUCCCUGAAUGGUGAAUGCUCAACCCCAGCCAGGCUGCCAGAGAGACAAAUGCAAGGAAGGGGUUUCUCCCAAAGAGGAGAAGGAUUGGGAAGGGGAAUCCAUUGCUCCUGGAACAGAGUACUGAAAAUUUGGGCUUGGAUCUUGAUCUGGUCUGUAUAUCCUUGGCUUAGAAUGGUACACUUUUUAGAUUGGAACAGUGGUAAAUUCAAAACCAGUUUGUCAGUUUGGCUCUGAAGGUUGUGGGUUCAACCUGCUCCAGGGCCUUUAGUAAAUAAUCUAGUUUGACAGUGCAGCACUCCCUCAGUACUACUGGGGGUGCUGUUUUUUGGGUGAGAUCUUAAACUGAGGCCCCAUCUGCCCUCUCGAAUCCAUGUAAAGGGUCCUAUUAUUUGGUCAUUUAUCUCGUUGCUGUUUGUGGGAGUUUGCUGCAUACAAAUUAGCUAUUUUAUGGCAGUGAUGACACUUCAAAUGUAACUUAUCGGUUGUGAAAUUUUUUUUGAUGUGAAAAGUGCCAUAUAUAAAUGCAAGUUUGUUCAUUCCAUUUGGAGCUCAACUAUGAUGAGGUAUCAACAUCUAUCAUCACAGUAUGUUUGUGAAAAUCCAAGUUUUGAAGUUGGCAAUUUGGCACAGUAUAUCUAUAUGCCAGGGCACCACCCUGUAAGAUGGCAGGCAAUAACUAUUUUCCUGCGAGGUUAUAAAGCCCCUCAAACAUUCACCAGGGAGACAUAUGAACUGGAAAGGCAUUUCUCCUGGAGGCAGCGGGUAAGAGUGUGUCGCCUUGGAAAAUUGUAAGCAAGGGAAUGAUGUUGGCACAAGGGUUGUAGAGGGCAGAAGGACCAUGCUAAAGGGGACCAGAAGAAACAUUAAAGUUCCUUGAAUCACUUUUUUUAUCCAGGUGAAGCUCCACCAGCAGAAAUUUGGUGACACGGGUGUUUUGGUUUUUGAUAGUUUUCAAUUAGUACAAAUUAUGAAUCUGCUAAAAGAUAAUCUAUCAAAUGAGAAGGAAGUAUUAAAGGAGAAAGUAUAACCCUAAACAAUGAUUGAGUUCUUUGUCUAGGUCUUGUGAAUGGGCAGCUCUGAUGCUGUUGUAGGUGUCAGAAUUUGCCUAUAGAUCACUGCUGCCCUUGAACUGUGUGCGCUGCGUUGUUGUCAUGUUCAGAUGGUACUAGGUUGCUUCUUGGAGGGAACUUCCUUACUCCAGUACUUUCUUCAUUAUGGUUGACAUGAAAUGUUUGUAACAAAGGACUGUAACUUGUGGUUACAUCACCACAUCUGGAAGAUUUAUACCAAUGCAAAUGUGCAUUGUUCUCACUACGAUCUAGGCUGCAUGCUCCCCACACUGACUGACUCAGCAAGUGGGUCCAGUGAGCAGUCCCAGGUUUGUAUCUUUGUUGGGGUGGCAAUAGGAGCACUACAAUUGAGCUGAAUGCUUCAGGCUUGAAAUAUCCGCAAUUCCCGCUUCUGAUCCCAACUAAAUGAUCUGCACAAGUGUGGGCAGAAUCAGGAUUAGCACCAGUGAAACAGCCUGCCAACACUCACCAUCCAGACUUGGACAUAAUUUCUACUUAUAUGAGAUGUCAGAGGGUGGCUGGUGCCUGCGGAACAUGCCCCAGCGUGGGAGUCAAGACCUAAUAGAAGGGCUGGAAAGGAAACUGGCAGGGGAAAAUUAAAAUCAAAAGUGUGCAUUUAAAAUCUGUGCCCAGUCACGAUGCACUGACCAACAAAUGAGCACGAUGGAGCAUGACAGCAACCUAGUUCACUGUUGCAAUUGGAUUUGUGUUUGAGCAUAGUUGACAUUGUAUCUUGAAUAUAACCGGAUGUGAGGCAGCUUUAACAUUAAAUUAUUGUAGGCACGUUACAAUCAGUGUCUUCUCAAAGCUACAGUACUGCUCCGGAAUGUCUAGGUCUUUUCCAACCAAUCGGUCCAUGAAGAGUUCUGGCAUUGUCAAAAGUGUUCUGUCUGAGAAAAGCAUCUGAACCAACUUUACGGGUAAACACGGACUGUUUUUUUCUUGAGUUACAUUGCACCCAGCUGCAUUUCCACAGAUGAGCGAGAUCAGCAAAAGUGGGUCUGUAUAUGAGAGUUGUAUAACUUAAGAUAAUUGAAAUACUUACAAUCAAUUUUGCACAUUGAGCUGUAUAUGUGUGUUAACAGCACAGUUGCAAUGGGUUUCAGGUUCACUUUGGAUUACUGUAUCUAAAAUCCCUAAGCUGUAAUAAUUGAGGAUUUGCAAAGGUAGCUGUGCUGAGCCCAAUUAACUGCAAGAGGCUGUUUUGACUCUCGGUUAGGGAUUUCCCAUUUUAACUUUUUCAUAUUUUGGAUUGAUAAACUGUAUAUUUUUCUAAUCUUUUUCAAUUUUCGAAUACUCUUACUUGUAGAAUGCUUUGCUGUGUGGUUGCACUUCUGCACAUGUGGCAAUGCUAUCUCACCAGUAAGCAAGCACCAAAGAACCUCUGUCCUCACCCUACAGUAUCAUGCUAGUAAUAAGUCAUGAGGGUGAUCAUCCUAUACCACAGUGAGCCUAAAGUUACUCUUCCUGGACUAACUUGCAAUAUACCCAACAACACUGCAAUCAAUGGUCAAUCUAAUCAUCUAUCCCAUGGGCUGUUUAUAUUCUACUUAGUUUGCUUUAUACGAAAUAAUUGGUGGUGGUAUCUGGCUUAGAUGUCAAAUAUACUUAGUUCUUGAUCCUGGCCUAUUCAGACAGGAUUUGGAAGAUCUCCAAAGGGCAGAAUGUUGCUAUUGCACCAAUCUUCACCACCCCACCAUCACCUCAUGCUGAUUUUCAGUUGAAUACUGCUUUUGGAUGUCUGGAUGAUAUUCUAAUUCCUAAAUCUGAGAUCUAACUCAGUAGAACUUUAACCCUAUUUUCUUUUUAGUUCUAAAGAAUUCAUUCUACACUUCACUGCAGGCAGCUCUCUAAUUGUUCUUGCUGUAUGCUUAUUGUGCAGACCACUGUCUGCAGCAAAGUAUAGACCAUUCUUUUAAAAAUGUAGGAAAGGGGGUUAAAUAAUUAGAAAAUUUAGUAAAUUGUCAGGUUGAUUUGCUACAUUAAGAAAUUCUUUUAAAGGAGCAAGGCAAUGCCCCAAAGACUCGGUGAAUAAAUGUGCUACCCACUGCAGUCGAGUCAUAAAGAUCAGGAAAGGCCUGAGUUCAAUUCCCACUUUGUGCUUCAUGAGCUGGGUCAAGAGUCAGGGCACUAUGAUUAAUUUCAGUGGACAAGGGAGAGGAAAAUCGCCCUGGAUCCCUGCUCUUCACUGAUGUCCUGGCUAAUACUUAUCCUUUAAUCAACACCUAAAAUAGAUCUCUGGUCAUUCAUUGUAUUGCUGUUUGUGCGACCUUGCUGUGUGCAUAUUGGUUGCCACAUUUCUUACAUUCCAACAAUGGUCACACCUCAAAAGUAAUUAAUUGACUGUAAAGCACUUUGACCAGACAGUGAAAUGAAAGUUUAGUGAGCCCUGCUGGAAGCAUUGCAUUUAUUCCAGAGUGAUGAGUAUGGAUAUUUGAGCGUUCCCAUUGGCACCCAUUGAUCCAUAUUCCAGCAUAAGUCACUAUUGGGCUAUGGGGAGAAAAUUGGAGGAAGAAAAAGCACAGAACUGGAAUUGAACUUUUCCCUAAAGGCUUCUUUCUUAAUUAGCAGCUGUAACUGUUCCUGUUAAAUACUGUUUCCUACUAUCAAGCACUUCUGAACAUUGUUUUUUUGCCUUAUCUAAUUUUGAACAAAAUUUAAUGCGAAAAUAAAAUCAAUGCUCCAA